AUGAUCAACAUCUUCAAAACCACCAAGAAGCCAGCCAACACCAAACUGGAAACUAUCUCAACAAAGCUGGAUCAGCUAAUAGAAGUUACUAAACAGCAGCAGCACCCAACUGGGACCUACGCGGGCAUAGUCAAAAGAAACCUCCCCGAGUCCAAACCAGAUACCAGUUCAGCUGUAAUAAUUAUCGAGAGCAAAGACAAGAAGGAGGACGCCGAAUCUAUCAAGAAGAAGGUCAAGCAACAGCUCAACCCAAAGGAACUUAAGGUCGGAAUCACCAAAGUAAGGAAGAUUAGGAACCAAAGUGUCCUGGUCGAGAUAGAAAGAAAAGGAAAGGAAGAAAAGAUAAUAGAAGAAAUCAACAAAAUCAACAACCUCACUGCAAGGGAGCCCAAAAAGUCCCUCCCGAAGAUGGCCAUUUACAACGUGCCGAUCGAUCUUGGGAAGGAAGAAAUAAUAGAAGCAGUCUUUCGACAAAAUCCGAGGAUCGCUGACCAAUAUCCCAGCCUGGAAGAAUACAGAAAAGAUAUCGUUAUCAAAUACAAAUGGGGAAGAAAGCAAGACGUAAACCACUGGGUAUGCGAAGUCUCACCAAAGCUGAAGAAACUACUUACCAAGCAGAAGAAAAUAAAUAUAGACUGGGUAUGCUGCAACACUGAAGAAUACUACAUCAUCAUUCAGUGCUUCAGAUGCUGCAAGUACGGCCAUUUCGCCAAAGAAUGA
This is a messenger RNA of Centruroides sculpturatus (bark scorpion), 720 nucleotides long. RefSeq lists its product as uncharacterized. The record is from RefSeq and is a predicted model, not a curated record. Lineage: Eukaryota; Metazoa; Arthropoda; Arachnida; Scorpiones; Buthidae. The transcript has a single exon. Bases 1 to 720 code for a protein of 239 amino acids.